Molecule: messenger RNA, 5888 nt
Organism: Silurus meridionalis
Lineage: Eukaryota; Metazoa; Chordata; Actinopteri; Siluriformes; Siluridae
Gene: abcc9
Product: ATP-binding cassette, sub-family C (CFTR/MRP), member 9
Exons: 41
Coding region: 427-5211 (1594 amino acids)
Biological process (GO): potassium ion transport; transmembrane transport
Cellular component (GO): membrane
Molecular function (GO): ATP binding; sulfonylurea receptor activity; ABC-type transporter activity
Source: RefSeq, a predicted model, not a curated record
UGUAAUUUAUGCGUUCCGACACACGGAUCCGUUCAGGCUUCAUAUGAGCUGCAGCACCGUGGCUCAGGGGCAAAUACAGGAGGAACCGGAGAUGGUGGAGGAACCGGAGAUGCUGGAUAAAGAUGGAAAUGUUUAGAUCGUUUUGUCUGUGUGUGUAGUGGAGGUGUGUGUGCCUAUAUGUGUGUGUAUGUAUGUGUGUGUGUGUGUGCAGGGGUCGUUGGUGCUUGUGAAGGUACUUGGUUGUAGUUACUUUGCCCCCACUUGGCUCAGUGCAGAAACCCAAUAGGAGGCACUGCGAGCGGCUAAAAAUACCCCUGUGUACUGUGGUGUGUGCGACAUUCCCCUUCUGCCUCCACCAAACCCUGAGCUCUGGGAAUGAAACCCUGAUCACCACCAUCUUUCUGAUCUUUGCCCCAGUCCGGCAGCAUGUCCUUGUCAUUCUGUGGUAACGAUCUCAAUGACUCCUACAGCGUCACCAAGGGAGUCCUGAACAACGGCUGCUUCGUGGAUGCGCUCAACCUCGUUCCCCACGUCUUCUUGCUCUUCAUCACCUUCCCCAUCCUCUUCAUUGGUUGGGGCAGUCAGAGUUCGAAGGUACAAAUCCACCACAACACCUGGCUGCACUUCCCUGGCCACAAUCUACGAUGGAUUCUGACCUUCACCUUGCUUUUUGUGCACGUGUGCGAGAUCGCCGAGGGAAUCGUGUCCAACACGGAAAUGAAGUCAAAUCACCUGCACCUUUUUCUACCUGCAUUAAUGGGCUUCAUAGCAGCUACUACAUCAGUGGUUUAUUACCACAAUAUAGAAACCGCCAACUUCCCCAAACUGCUCCUCGCACUGUUCAUCUACUGGGUGCUGGCAUUCAAUACCAAAAUCAUCAAGCUGUGGAAGUUUGCGGAGGAAGGAGUGGGCAUACAGCAUCUCCGCUUCUGUAUCACAACUCUGCUGGUGGUGCUGUACGGCCUGCUCAUGGCUGUGGAGAUCAACGUGAUACGGGUCAGGAAGUAUGUGUUCUUCACCAACCCUCAGCGAGUUAAACCACCGGAGGACCUGCAGGAUCUGGGUGUACGAUUCCUCCAGCCUUUUGUGAACCUGCUCUCGAAGGCCACAUACUGGUGGAUGAACCCACUGAUAAUGGGUGCUCACAAGAGGCCCAUCGAGCUGAAGAAGAUCGGCAAGCUGCCCAUCGCCAUGAGGGCUCUGACCAACUACCUGCAUCUGAGGGAUGCUUAUGAGGAACAGAGAGAGAAUGCUGAGGAGAUGGAAAAGACACCAUCCAUCUGGAGGUCCAUGUACCAUGCAUUUGGUCGGCCCAUCCUCCUCAGCAGCAGCUUUCGCUAUAUGGCGGAUCUCCUGGGCUUUGCUGGACCUCUCUGCAUCUCUGGAAUUGUAGAGAACUUGAACCAGGAAAACAAGACCGAAGUUUUCAACAUGACCGAGACAGAGGAUCUACCGUUUGGCGUGUACUUCAUGUCCUCUACGGAGCUGUUCAAAAAGGCGUAUGUCCUGGCAGUUCUUCUCUUCCUGGCUCUGGUACUCCAGCGUACCUUUUUACAAGCCUCCUACUACGUCACUAUAGAAACAGGCAUCAACCUACGAGGAGCAUUGCUGGCGAUGAUCUACAACAAGAUUUUGCGCCUCUCCACCUCCAACAUGUCUAUGGGAGAGAUGACCCUGGGACAGAUCAACAACCUGGUGGCCAUAGAAACCAACCAGCUGAUGUGGUUCCUGUUUCUGUGUCCCAACCUGUGGGCAAUGCCUGUGCAGAUCAUCAUGGGCGUGAUCCUGCUAUAUUACUUGUUGGGGUCCAGCGCGCUCCUUGGUGCCCUGGUCAUCGUGCUGCUGACCCCCAUUCAGUACCUCAUUGCCACUAAGCUGGCCGACACACAGAAAAACAUGCUGGAUUACUCAACCGACCGUCUGAAAAAAACAACAGAGAUCCUGAAAGGCAUUAAGCUUCUGAAACUGUAUGCCUGGGAGAACAUUUUCUGCGACAGUGUGCUAGAAACCAGGAACAAGGAACUCAUGAGCCUCAGGAUGUUUGCAUUCUACACGUCUAUGUCCAUCUUUAUGAAUGCAGCCAUCCCCAUUGCUGCUGUGUUAGUGACCUUUGUUACUCAUGCAUACAUCAGUGAUCCUGAGAACAAGCUGAGUCCAGCCAAGGCCUUCGCCUCUCUGGCUCUCUUCAACAUCCUGGUCACGCCGCUCUUCCUUCUCUCCACCGUGGUGCGAUUCGCAGUGAAAGCCCUGAUCAGUGUUCAGAAGCUUGGCGAGUUCCUGCAGAGUGAAGAGAUCGGGGAUGACAGCUGGAGAAAUGGAGACAUCGCAAUGGCUUACGAGCCCAACAAGAAAUCCACUGGGGGUACGAAGGUGAUAAAUAGGAAGCAGCCGAUACGUUAUCAGAUGGAUAACUACGAUCAGCCCGUGCGCAGGCAGCUGCGCCCCACCGAGACCGAGGACGUCGCCGUGAAGGUGAAUAAUGGAUACUUCACAUGGGGGAGCAACCUGUCAACCCUGUCAGACAUCAACAUCUGCAUUCCUUCAGGUCAGCUAACCAUGAUUGUUGGCCAGGUGGGUUGUGGGAAAUCCUCGCUGCUGUUAUCAAUGCUAGGCGAGAUGCAGACUCUCAGUGGGAAAGUCUACUGGAGCAAUCUUCCUGAUUGUGAGAUACUCCAUGAUGGCUGCAUAAGCGAGUAUGAGACAGAUUUUUCCCACGCAGGACGGAGUAAGAACAGGUACUCUGUGGCAUAUGCAGCUCAGAAGUCUUGGCUGCUGAAUGCUACCGUCGAGGAGAACAUCACGUUUGGUAGUUCCUUCAACAAGCAGAGAUACAAGGCUGUGAUUGACGCGUGCUCGCUGCAGCCAGAUAUUGAUCUCCUUCCGUUCGGGGACCAGACUGAAAUUGGAGAAAGGGGGAUAAAUCUCAGCGGAGGUCAGAGACAGCGGAUCUGUGUGGCCAGAGCUUUGUAUCAAAACACCAACAUUGUUUUUCUGGAUGACCCAUUUUCUGCUCUGGACAUCCAUCUAAGUGACCAUCUCAUGCAGGAGGGCAUUCUGAAGUUCUUGCAGGAUGAUAAGCGCACUACAGUCCUGGUCACACACAAGCUGCAGUACCUCAUCCAUGCAGACUGGAUCAUAGCAAUGAAGGAUGGCUCUGUGUUGAGAGAAGGUACACUGAAGGAUAUCCAGACACAUGAUGUGGAGCUCUAUGAGCACUGGAAGACCCUCAUGAACAGGCAGGACCAGGAACUGGAAAAGGACACUGAUAUUGAGAGUCAGACGACUCUCGAGAGGAAAACGCUGAGAAGAGCUUUCUAUUCCAGAGAAGCCAAGAAUCAAAUGGAUGAUGAAGAUGAAGAAGAGCAAGAGGAGGAAGAUGAGGAUGACAACAUGUCCACUACCACCAGCCGCCGGUCAAAAAUCCCAUGGAGGGUUUGCUGGUGUUAUUUAUCCUCUGGUGGCUUUCUCUUGGUGUUUAUGAUGGUCACCUCCCAGCUGGCUAAGCACUCCGUCAUGGUGGCAAUUGAUUACUGGCUGGCAGCUUGGACCUCCUCAAGCCAAAACAAUAUCAGUGACUUCAGCAUCAACCUGGAUGGCAACGCCACCAACUACACACAAGGGUACAGCGGCAUGCAAAGUCCUGAGCCACAAACCUACGUGCCAGUCUUUAUUAUACUCUGCGGAGCAGGAAUCCUUCUCUGUCUCAUCACUUCUCUGACUGUUGAGUUUCUGGGUCUUGCUGCUGCCAGUAAUCUUCACCAUGACCUACUCAAUAAGAUCAUCCAUGCACCUAUAAGAUUCUUUGACGUUACUCCACUCGGGCAAAUUCUCAACCGCUUCUCUGCCGACACCAACAUCAUUGAUCAGCACAUUCCACCUACACUGGAGUCUCUCACUCGAUCCACUCUUCUCUGUCUUUCUGCUAUUGGCAUCAUUGCUUCCGUGACACCGGGUUUCCUUUUAGCCCUGGUGCCCCUCGCAGUGGCCUUCUACUUUAUCCAGAAGUACUUCCGUGUCGCAUCCAAAGAUCUGCAGGACCUGGAUGACUCCACUCAGCUUCCUUUACUCUGCCAUUUCUCUGAGACUGCAGAAGGUCUCACCACCAUACGAGCAUUCAGACAUGAAGCACGCUUCAGGCAGAGAAUGCUAGAGCUGACUGACACCAACAACAUAGCUUACCUCUUCCUCUCUGCUGCCAACCGGUGGCUGGAAGUCAGAACAGAUUAUUUGGGUGCAGUUAUAGUCCUAACUGCUGCAGUAGCUUCCAUCUAUAUGUCUUCUUCUGGAACUCAGGCUGGUCUGGUUGGACUUGGUCUCACAUAUGCUCUCACAGUGACUAAUUAUUUGAACUGGGUCGUGAGGAACCUGGCUGAUCUGGAGGUUCAGAUGGCAGCAGUGAAGAAGGUUAAUAGCUUCCUGAGCAUAGAAUCGGAGAACUACGAGGGCUCCAUAGAUGUCUCCCAGGUGGCAGAAGACUGGCCUCAGCAUGGAGAAAUUAAGAUCCAGGAUUUGUGUGUGAGAUACGACCUCAUGCUGAAACCUGUUCUUAAACAUGUUAAUGCUUUCAUCAACCCUGGGCAGAAGGUGGGCAUUUGUGGGAGAACAGGCAGUGGAAAGUCUUCACUGUCUCUGGCCUUUUUCAAUAUGGUGGAUGUUUUUGAAGGAAAGAUCAUUAUUGAUGGCAUUGAUAUCUGCAAGCUGCCUCUGCAGACUCUGAGAUCCCGGUUGUCCAUCAUUCUUCAGGAUCCAGUGCUGUUCAGUGGCUCCAUCCGUUUUAACCUGGACCCAGAAUGCACUUGCACCGAUGACAGGCUUUGGGAGGCUCUAGAAAUCGCACAGCUGAAGAACAUGGUCAAAGCACUCCCAGGAGGACUGGAUGCGAUAGUAACAGAAGGAGGAGAGAACUUCAGCGUGGGUCAGCGGCAGCUCUUCUGCCUCGCCCGAGCUUUUGUUCGUAAGAGCAGCAUCCUUAUCAUGGACGAGGCAACUGCGUCCAUCGACAUGGCAACGGAGAACAUUUUACAGAAGGUUGUGAUGACAGCGUUUGCCGACCGCACCGUCGUCACCGUAGCACACCGGGUUCACACUAUCCUGACGGCUGAUCUCGUGAUCGUGAUGAAGAGAGGGAACAUACUUGAGUACGGGAAACCAGAGACGCUGAUGGAGCAGGAGGACGGCAUGUUUGCCUCCUUCGUCAAAGCAGACAUGUAGAUGCACUAUCCGUCAAAACGCACCUCCACACACACUUACACACACUCACACACCCACUGCUGACGUACCAAGAAGGAACGAGUUUUUUCUUAUUUUAUAAACAGGCAGAUUGAUUUCUUAUAUAACUGCAGUAUUUGAUUCUUUUUGGUUCAUUUUUCUUCCGUUUUACAUUAAGUUAAUGAUGUAUGUGUGUUAAUAAAAGUAACAGCAGCUAUAUAUAUAUAUAUAUAUAUAUAUAUAUAUAUAUAUAUAUAUAUAUAUAUAUAUAUAUAUAUAUAUAUAUAUAUAUAGUGUAUAAUGUAUGAACUGGUACUAACACUGUACACAGUCGUCGGCACUCCUGAGAGCCGACACAACCUGUCUGUCUAAUGUGCAUUGCUGAGUUUGAUGAAAGAUGACUUGUAACACAACAGAGGCACUAAUUACUAUGCAAAAUAUAUUUUUUGUAUCUGAACAUUAUACAAGUUGUGAUAAGAUUUUAUUUGCAGUAUGUUAGUGAGCUUCUUCUUUUUUUUUGCCUGAUUGCUGAAACCAAAUUCCAACCCUAAUUGUAGAUUUGUAUUUCUGUUCAUUUUUUUUCCAUACAAACUCUCCAGCUUUGUAUUUUCUUCCUGUUGGAUGGGGAGUGUAAAUGCUCAUCUCUGACUUGUACUUAACAAAUACAGUGCUGGCUCUGA